AUGGCCCAAGCUGAACCAAUCAGCACGUUACGGCGGAGACGAGGCGCCCUAGCCCGUCGACUUGCAACCAUAAGGCGCGAACUCGAUGAAUACGAAGCGCCUGGGAAGGCAAACAGAAUCUUCCUAACAUCUUGCCGCAGCUCGUUCGAUGAGCUUUGGAGGAGGAUACUCGAAGUUCAAGAUGUGUUAGAUGAGGGGGAAGAUGCGCGUGUAGAUUCGUUAUCGCAAGAGUAUCGGGAGCUUGACAUGCGGUUCCUAGGUCUCUUUGAGCAAAUAUCAGCAACAACCCCGUCGACUACAAAAAUAGGUGAGACAUGCCGGAAACCAGAGCCGACCACCGUUCCAGAGGUCCGCGUGCCCCAAUUCGACGGUGCCCUCGAGAACUGGACCUAUUUCUACGACACGUUCUCAUCCAUAGUGGACCGUAACGAAGGUUUGACGAAUGUCCAAAAGUUCCAGCAUCUACGCUCAUCUAUAACUGGACGGGCCGCACAGAGUAUCCAGUCAUUAGAACUCACAGAGGCCAACUAUUCCAUCGCGCUUGACACACUGAAGGACAAGUUCAAUUGCCCCCUCCAAAUCUGCAUGCGCCAUUGGAAUUUGAUGCGCAACUAUCCGGAAAUCAAAAAGGAAACUCCAGAAGCCCUAGAGGAUUUGUUGGAAACCAUCAGCGUAAAUCUAAAGGCGCUCGAACACCUAAAAGAGCCCGUCACAUCAAACAUAGCGAUGAUCGAAUUGAUCGCGUCGAAGUUGCCCUCGUCCAGCCUGCGUAAAUGGCAACGCACACUGCCCCGCCAAAAGGUGCCAUCCUAUCAGCAUCUGAUAGACUUUCUCAAAACACGGGCGAACGGGACUCAAUUCCUCUCUAAAGAGAAGGAAUCAAAAGGGUCAACCCACAAACACCACAGUCAGCGAACAACCAUACCGCAUGGGCGAACCCUUGCUACAACCAGCAGAACGGUGGUGUGUCCGACCUGCAACGGACCUCACGAGAUCAGACACUGCAAAAUCUUCAAGGCCAAAUCAGCGACCAAACGUUUUCAGAUCGUGAAGAAGGCAUCGUUGUGUAUAAAUUGCCUAGGCACAGGACAUUCGCCGACACAGUGUACAUCGGCACAGAUCAAGGUUUUGAACAAACAGGCACAACCAAUCCGAGUCCGAGCCUUACUCGACACUGGGUCGAGCAUGAACUUCAUGACCGACAAGCUCGCGAAUUCCCUCGGUAUAAAGCAAAGGAGAUGUGCGAUCCAGAUCGGAGCCCUCGACAAUUUGAGCACCACGGCAAAACGAUUCACCACGGCCACAAUCACGUCGACGGACGGCAAGUAUAAGAAAACAUUGAGAUUUCUUGUUAUCCCGGCCAUAUCGACCUUCAUACCAAGCGAGCCCAUCGACCCCUCGAGUCUGGGAUUACCCAGAAAUAUUCAACUAGCCGAUCCACAAUUCCAUUGCCCAGACCCGAUCGAUGUCUUACUUAGUACCGGAUCCACAUUUGCGUCGCUGUGCAUCGGGCAGGUCAAUCUGGCGCAACCAGGCGAACCUGAACUACGUCUACAAAAAACACGAUUCGGCUGGGUAAUCGGGGGGAGUCCCACGUCCCAAACCGCGAUAAAUACGUUCCACGCAACCACAACGGCUCUGCAAGAGAACCUCGCACGGUUUUGGGAGAUCGGCGAGGGACCGGCCACUACUCAUCUUUCGGAAUCUGAACGAUUAUGUGAAGAACAUUUCCGAAACCAUGUCCGACGAACCAAGGAAGGCAGAUACAUCGUUGCAUUACCAUUCAACGAAAAGCUUUCCUCACUAGGGUCAUCGAAGGCCACUGCAAUGAGCAGGCUCGCCUCUCUUCAUCGCCGAUUCCAACGCGACAAACAAUAUGAAACCGCGUAA
This is a messenger RNA of Bombus huntii, 1890 nucleotides long. RefSeq lists its product as uncharacterized. The transcript is spliced from 2 exons. NCBI's taxonomy places the organism in Eukaryota, Metazoa, Arthropoda, Insecta, Hymenoptera, Apidae. Bases 1 to 1890 code for a protein of 629 amino acids. The record is from RefSeq and is a predicted model, not a curated record.